CUCAAGCCCUCUGUGCUGAAGCAUGUCGUGGGGCCUACUGCCGCGUUUGUGGAGACCACAACUCUCACGGCCACUGCUGCGGUUGGCACCACUGAAACCGACAGCUGGGUUGACAAGGACUACCCCGCUUCGCAUCCCAAGCCUUGGCCGCUUCAGUCGUACCCUGCUACUGGGCGGUGCUGUGGCGGCGUCCCUGGCAUCCCUUGAAACAUCGGUGAGAUGUGCCCCCGCCACGUCUCAGGACACUGGGCUGGCGCUGGCCCUGGCGAACGAUGGAGGAAAGGUAACCUCGAAGCCUACACAGCCGCCGAAAGAUGUCAAGGCUACACGAGGCGUUGGCAUUGGGCGCAUUGCUGUGGCAAUGGUUUGCUGGAGUGUCUUUGCCAGCCUUUGGUUCGUAUCCAUCACCAUGCCAGCUGCGCUGGUAUGGUCCCUGGCAACAGCCAAAUGGAAGCUGAUGUCAGCUCUACUGGCAGCCUAUUGCUUCCCUCAUGUGAUCACAGUGCCAGCUCUUCCACGCAGCGCCACUCAUGCGUUCUGGGGCGGCCUCCAAGGUUGGUUUCCAGAAGGUAUGGAGGUGCUGUAUGUGGGUACUACGCCAGAGCCAGAACCCGAGCCGCCAAGUAAGGGAGAGAAGAGGAAGCGCCUCUUCUGCAUCCAUCCGCAUGGAAUUUAUACCCUCGGUGCACUGGCACUGCCCGAUCACGUGCCUGAAGUUCGAUUGUGUAUUGCGCCAUACCUUUACCACUUUGCUCCAGUUUUCCGAGUGGUCGCAGAGUUGCUGGGUGUGAAGUUGGGCUCCACUGGGCCCAGGGAUUUGAAGCGCUUGAUGGAGAAGGAGAACAGUCCCAUGGCCAUCGUACCAGGUGGCUUUGAAGAGGCAACAGUGACCUGCAGAUUCACGGAGCGCGUGUUCUUGAAGACACGCGCUGGAUUCAUCAAGUAUGCCUUGCGACAUGGCUACGAUUUGGUUCCGUGCUUCACCGUUGGAGACUCCGACAUGUUCAGCAAUCCUCAAGGUGCCUGGAAAUUCCGCUGGUGGCUGAAUGGGCUCUCGAUCCCAGCUGUAUUACCUUGGGGCUUUCCAGUUCUACCCUUGCUGCCCAAGCGUGUGCACGUGAAGCUGGCCAUUGGUCCGCCGUUGCACAUGCCACACAUCGAGAAUCCAACACGGGAAGAAGUGGAGAAGCACCGAAAGAGGUAUGUGGCCGCACUGCAGGCCACCUAUGCCGAAGCCAUUCGAGGCACUCCAAGCGCUGGACGACCCUUGGAGAUCUGGUGAUCGCUCCCCUGACUUGGAGGUUAUUGGGUUCACCGUUGUGUUGAAGGCAACGACCAGAUGAAAACUCACCAACGUCAAUGGGGAAGCCAUUUGAAAGCCAUUGUUUUCCCAGUCAUUGUUUUCCCGGAUUGCAUCUCCCAAAGUUGGAGAGUUGGAGAGCAAAA
This is a messenger RNA of Cladocopium goreaui, 1446 nucleotides long. The record is from the annotation of a GenBank genome assembly. NCBI's taxonomy places the organism in Eukaryota, Dinophyceae, Suessiales, Symbiodiniaceae.